AACAAAAGUGCCGCCGAAUUCUCUAGGCGUAUGACACAUAGCGCGACCCCGCGCGGCGGAGGGUUGCAUCCGAGUAACCAAGACAGCAACGCUGCAUAUGAAUCCAUCGAUGUGCUAGAUGGCGAAGAGUUAAGACGGGAUGGAGCAAUCGACUCUGUGGAUGUCGUGGUAUCCGACCAACGUUCGAUUUCGUCCAGGCCCGGCGCGAUGCGGUUGAUUCCCGUGGCAGUCCGGCGUCUCUUGGCAUCCAACUCAGGCACGUCCAACGACAAUAGGUCCGACACUACCACCGCCACAACAGAAACCUACGAGUCCCAUGCGACUCCAACGAACGUCGUGACCGACGUCGACGGACUGCUUCCGUUGGAUCUGGACAAGGAGUCGUCGGUGCACCGGAAGUCCGUCGCGACGACUGUGGGUGGCCCCCACGGUAGCAUACACACCGCGAAACCUCGUCGUCCAGACAUGACACCGUUCUCUAUCCCCCGCGUCACCCUCCAGGAAACACAGCGAUACACGUUUGCCAUCAUCCUGCGCAACAAUCAACAAGUGGAGCGGCUAUACAAGGACCGGCUCAAGGACGCGACCAACGUCAUCCAGCGGACCAACCUCACGCCCGCCGACAUGUCCGCGCAUGUCGCCGCUCUCCAGCAGAAAGCGCUCCGGCGACUCGUCCAAGCGGGCCUUGGCGUGAUUCUACUUGACAACGACACGUACAUCAGCGACAAGGACGCCAAGCACGGGCAAACCGACAACAUUUGCAUCCUCGUGGACCCGUACAAGAACAAAGGAUUGCUGAACCUCGAAUUUAUGCGCGAAAAGGACGAGCUUGCGAUCAACCAAGGCAACGCCACGGGCCGUUUGGGCGAGGCUCGUCUUCCCAUCUCUGGGUCCAAGGACAUUUGCUUUUCUCCAGCGUUGGAACUCCAGCUGACACACAAUAUCAUCCGCAAUGCAUUUCGAGAUUACGACCAGGACGUGUGCGAUUUAGAUCGGAAUUGCGUGCCCGAUGUGCUGGACGUCGUGCAUGCGAUGCUCCCGUUGCAUGACAAAAAGUUUAACAACGAGUUUUUCAAAGAAUACCGCCGACACACGUUCAAGUUAAGGUGGGGCAAAACGGUCACGGGGAAUUCCGAGCGGUGGGCCAUCGAAGAAUUGCGGCUGCAUUUUGGCGAACGGGUGGCUUUCCUAUUUGCGUUUAUGCACAUUUACACCAAGGCGUUGCUGCCGUUGCUGCUGAUGUUGCUCACGUACUACUUGGCGUUGCGAUUUGGGCCCAAGACAUGGGACACGUACCUGAUUGGGCUGGCGAUCCUGGGCUUUUUGAUCACAAGUGUAUGGGCGCCAAUGUUGUUGCACGUGUGGAAUCGAGAAACGCUGCUAUUGGUGGAAAAGUGGAACCUGAACGGGUACAAGCAAACAGCAUUUGAAGCGAACGACGAAAACCCGCACUUUGAGUACACGUGGGAGCAGAAUGUGCUGACCCAUCAGUACGAAAAGGUGCCCAAGACAAGAAAACUCGGCGCCAUGCGCGCCACCAUGGGCUUCUUCGUGCUGCUCAGCUGCGUCCUCCAGUGCAUUUGCAUCUUGCCCUUUAUUCAAUGGUAUGUCUACGCCAAGACAGUGCAAACGUGCGACGCGUGCAAAGCUGCGUUGAAGUUGGUGCCUGUGGGCGAUCAGACAAUUUUCGACUGUCGGCAGUUCUUGACUUGCUUUAAUUCCGAGAGUUCGCUCGUGGGCACGGAUCGAUGGGUGUACAUCCUUGUUCAAGGGAUUGUGCUGGGGUUGAUGAUCGACGUGGUAUUUUUCGAGUUUUUCCGGUGGCUGUCGAUCAAGUUUGUGCACUGGGAAAAUUGUGCGAAAAAGACCCAAUUCGAAGCCAAAUUGAUCCAUCGGUCGUUUGUGUUUGUGUGGGCCAACUGGUUCUUUUGGUUUUUGUUCCUCGCGUUCAUUUACCUCCCGUACGGCGAAACCAUCAACGGGUACUUUAAGCAGUUUUGCGACUGGCUCGAUAUCAAACUCAAGUGGGUAUGGGACCCAACGUUGCUGUCACUGGACCAGUUAUUUGUGACGCCACUAGUCGCGACCCAGUUCCUCAAUAUGAUUCUUGAGACUUGGGUCCCGUACCUGAUGAAAAAGUACCGCGGCAAACCAUUUAGCAUCCGAUACUGGUUCAAUACAUGGACGUGUACGCUGAGACGGGAGAUUACAACCCACGCCAAACGCGCAGCGACCAACAAAUCGGCGCGCAAACUGUCCAAGGAUGUGUCGUCCUCCACGCGGUUCUUUGUACCCGUGCUCGAACGCUCGGAUGACGACAACCAGCACACGGCGUACGAGAUUGUGGCCGAGUCGACACUCCCAGAGUUCGACACCCAACUCGACUAUUUAGACGCAGCCAUUCAGUUUUCGUAUGUCGUCAUGUUCUCCGUCGUGUGGCCGCUGCUGCCAGUUCCGGCGUUCUUGAACAACAUCCUCGAAGUCCGCGGCGAUGCUUUUCGAUUGCUCUUUUGCCACCGCCGCCCCAUGCCCCGGCGAGAUGUAACUUCAAUCCCGUUCAAUCAAAUUGUAUCUAUAUGUUUUGAGUAGGUAUCGAUUGGGGAAUGGGCUACGGUGCUCCAGUACGCCAACAUCAUUGGCAUCACAGUCGUAUCAGCAUUUAUCGUCAUGUACCACGGCAUUGCGUACUACAUCAACGAGUGCAAUUUCUACUUCUCCAACGCGGAUAUGGUGCCGCUGUUCACGGUCAAGACAUCCGCGGCCGUGAAUCCGGCGCUGUGUGCCGCGCAGCUGAACGGCGACCGCGGACAGAUCAUGAUGAACCAGGUGGUAGCGUUCAUCGUGUUGGAGCACUUGGGGUUUGUGAUUCGGUAUCUCGUCACCCAGGGCAACAAGGUGCCUUCUUCGAUCGGGAACCCGAGCUACUUGCGGUUGAAACAGCUGCGCGAACUCACGGCCAAGCGGGCGGCGCUCGUCGAGCAGUUUGAGUACAUGAAGCAGCUGCGUCUGAUAUUUGACAAGUUUGAUCGCGCUGGCAUCGACCACUUGUACGAAGACGAGCUCGCGGGCUUUUUAGCUGAAUGGGUCGGCACGGACAGAUCCAAGCUCAACGCGUCUAUCUUGUUUCGAUAUAUGGACAAGACUCGCCUGGGCAAAGUGCCGUUCUCGACCUGCUGCCUCAUGCUCCGCCACGCAGAGUACGAUCGGUUCUUCUCGGUACUCCUCGGCACUUGUGACUCGCUCGACAACUUUCGAAACGACGGCAUGCGCCUCUCCGUCACGGACGACGGACUCGGCGCCCAUGCCCGGCACUUGUCGCGGUACCAAUCGCUGUCGGAUGCGACUCCUCGGGCAAGAGGGACCUCGGGUGACUUUGAAGAUUCCGACAACGACAGUCUCUUGCAGACGCCGCCCCAGUCGUCGGUACGGCAGCGUAUGUCAUCCUCGUCGUCGUCCAUGUCAAUGUAUGUCGAUCCAACACGCACGGCGGUGUAUUCGAAUGAAUAAACAAAAAAAUGCAAUGAGAUGGGUGUAUAUUGUACAUAGUUGUUGAUUUAGGGAUUUUACAAAUGUAUAAUACAUGCA
Molecule: messenger RNA, 3585 nt
Organism: Aphanomyces astaci
Lineage: Eukaryota; Oomycota; Saprolegniomycetes; Saprolegniales; Verrucalvaceae
Exons: 14
Coding region: 31-2589 (852 amino acids)
Biological process (GO): chloride transmembrane transport
Molecular function (GO): chloride channel activity
Source: RefSeq, a predicted model, not a curated record